AACAUUUUCCAAGAUGGCUUUUCAUGCUCUGCGAACCGGGACGCGACAAAAAGCUGCAAUACAACAGCUCAUCAAAUGUCAAUUAUGUCUAGCAUCAUCAGAGACAAAGACACCUGUACAAAGGGCUGGAUACAUAAACUGCCAAACUCAUCAACAGCAGGUUCGACAUAUGUCUGGUCAACCACCAAACUUUUUCAAAAAUGUCUGGAAUGAAAUAAAAGAAGGUUUUCAGAAAGAUCAAGAGAUGAAGAAAAACUUGAAAAAAUUUAGAGAAGAAACAAAGAAGUUAGAAGAAUCAGAUGCACUGCAAAAGGCAAAAGAAAAAUACAUUAACAUCCAGAAAGAAACAGGCGAAGAAUUUGGGAAGAAGUUUGAUGAGGUCAAAGACAAGCUGAGUGGUACAUUGCAUGAAUUGUCUGAACAUGAAGUGGCAAAAAAAGGAAAGGAAUUCACGAAAGAAACAUUGAAGUCUGCUGGUAACUUGGCAGAAACUGUUUCAAAAGGUGUGUCAAAGGGUAGUCAACAAAUAGGUCAAUCAAAGCCUAUACAAACAAUAUCAGAGGCUGUGAAGAAUGAAUUAAAAGACAUAGAUACAACAAGAGCACAGUCUUACAAAAGACCAGAGGUUCUUCGAAUGCGAUCUGAAGAUUCUGUAAGCUUUAGGAGGAAAGACGAAGUGGAAGUUAACGAAGAAGACACUGGUAUUGUACUACACAAAGAUUCCAAAUUCUAUCAAAGUUGGACGAAUUUCAAGGAUAAUAAUCAGUAUAUUAACAAAAUGUUUGAGCUUAAGAUGAAAUAUGAUGAAAGUGAUAAUGUGAUGAUACGAGUUACACGGACUUUCACAGACAAAGUAGGCAGUUUACUAGGUGGUAUGUUUACAACAACAGAAAUGUCUGAAGUCUUAACAGAAAUCUGUAAAAUAGAUCCAACAUUUGACAAAGAAACCUUCAUCAAAAUGUGUCAAUUAGAUUUCAUUCCAAACAUCUUAGAAGCAACUCUUAGUGGUAACCUUGAAAUCUUAAAAGAUUGGUGCUUUGAAGGGGCUUUUAACACGUUAGCGCAUACUACUAAACAAAGGCAGGCUGUGGGCCUUAAAUUAGACCACAAAGUCCUGGACAUCAAUAACAUUGAGAUUGUUGGUGCGAAAAUGAUGGAACAGGGCCCAGUGCUUAUCAUUACCUUCCGCUCGCAAGAGAUACGGGUUGUCCGUGAUGUGAAGGGAAAGAUUGUAGAUGGAGAUCCAGACAAAGUUAACCGGAUCACAUAUGUGUGGGCUUUGUGUAGGGAUCAAGAGGAGUAUAGUCCAAGAGCUGCAUGGAAAUUACUGGACGUGUCCGAACAGAUCGGAGAAAUGUGGCUUUGAUUCUUCUUGGGUUAUUUUUGAGACGUUGAAGACAUCAAAAAUUUUAAAUGCUAAACAUAACAAAAAACAUUAUAAUGGAUGUCUAAAAGACAUCCCAAAUUAUUGAAAUCUAAAACCAUGGUACCAGAUUUAGAAGUGCUGCUGUUCUUGCCUGUAAAUGGGUUUCAAGUCCUGUGGAGUACCUAGCUAACCCAAAGAGUUAAAUUUUGAAUAUUUGCAAGAGUGGAGUUUGCUGCAAUUCAAAAUGUUCAGUUUGGACCAUCAUCCAGAUAAUCUGACUGUGAUAUUUCUGCAUAUAAUGAAUUUUGCAGUUUGGAGAAACACUAUGUAGAAAAAUGAUAUAACAGGUUUUUUUCUGCAAGAAUUCACCAUGCAAGCUACCUCAGCAUAUUCUGUGUUUAACAAUUAAUAUAAGAUAAGACUUCCAUUCUGCCACUCAAAGUAAAAUUUUCUAAUGUGGGAUAUAGCAUAGACAAAAAUGCUGAAACUCUAAAGGUUAUGAUACUGAAAGCUGUGUAGCUUGACUCCUGAAUGCUUAUACAGAUACUCCCUUUAUAGAUAAACUCCCUGCCCUCAAAAUCUGGAAAUAAUGGGUCUCGCAUGACACUAACAGAGGCAUUUUUUAUGACUAAGUCUUAAAAACUUGUGGUUCACAUUGAAGUGUUACCAUAACCCUGAUGCAAAAAUGAUGCAAGAUUGUCUGUGGAAGCCAUGAAAUGACCUAUGGUUUGCUGUUAUAAUCUUGUUUUCAAAAUAUCUAUUUUUAGUAAGUUUAUGCCGUCUUUAUAACAUCGUUUUUAUUACCACAGUCUACAGGCAG
Molecule: messenger RNA, 2186 nt
Organism: Ylistrum balloti
Lineage: Eukaryota; Metazoa; Mollusca; Bivalvia; Pectinida; Pectinidae
Product: mitochondrial import inner membrane translocase subunit TIM44-like
Exons: 15
Coding region: 14-1366 (450 amino acids)
Biological process (GO): protein import into mitochondrial matrix
Cellular component (GO): mitochondrial inner membrane
Molecular function (GO): protein-folding chaperone binding
Source: RefSeq, a predicted model, not a curated record